Messenger RNA from Rotaria sp. Silwood2, 372 nucleotides. Lineage: Eukaryota; Metazoa; Rotifera; Eurotatoria; Philodinida; Philodinidae. The record is from the annotation of a GenBank genome assembly.
AUGACUCAUGCAAUUGGACAUCUAGAUUUUGCUGGUAAAGAUUUAACUGAUCAUUUUAUUAAAUUACUUAAUGGACGUCGUUAUUCAUUUGAAUCUAAAAUUGAACGUGAAAAUGUUCGUGUAAUGAAAGAAAGUUUAUGUUUAAUUGAUUCCGAAAUUCGAAAAACAGAAGAUGCUGAAUUAAAAUCGGAUGAAACAAGACAUAGUUGUCCUAAUUUUACAUCUUAUUUCAUAAAAGGCGAACCAGACAAAUGUUCUGAGAUCUUAUUUGAUCCGAAAGAUAUUGGACGAAAAAUAGGUGAGUAUUCAUCAAAUAUUGGCCGAUUCGAUUGUCAAAUGGGAUAUAAGCAUUCAACAAGAGUUAUGCAAUAA